AUGGAACAAGUCACCCUCCAAAAGCUCGUGGAAAUGAGCGUGUACGCCGACCAGGUCCACCACUCGGUGUCCCAGUUGUUGCACACCGCGGUCGACCGCACCGUCCUCAAAGAAUGGAAAGAGUACUACAAAUUGUCCGACAAGAACCACGCUGCUGACACCAUGGUGCCAUUGUUGGACACUGCCCAGAUCAAAUUGGCGUCGCGAUUGAAACGUAUUGCUGUUGAAGAACCUGAUAACAUUCUCAACCAGAUUGCCCAAUUCAACCUCGCAAACAACGAUUUCAACGCGAAAUUCAACAAGAAUGUCAAACACGGAAACGGUUUCAGCAAACCCCAAUUGUUGGCCAUCACUUCCCCCAGAUUACUGAUCCUGGCAUUCUUCCAUCCCAGUAUUGUUGAGAAAAUCACCAAUUCCACUGGCCAAUUCGACAAACCAACGUUGGAGAAAUUCUACCGGUACCAAGAAGAACAUAAGAAACUCAAUAUUUUGGGGUACCAAUUCAUCAAUUUCAUCACCAUCCUCAUCAUCCAGGAAAAGUAUCCCAAACUAUCCCAAAAACUCACCAUCGAAAAGCAAAGCCAGGUAUUCAACUCUCAAUAUUUCAACCAGCUUGCCUUGGAUUACAAUCUCCAUAUCAAAUCGUCGCAACUUUUCGAUCUCAUCAAAUUGAACCAAGUGGAAAAAUUCCCUGUCGCUUCAUCAUCAUCUUCUUCUUCGUCAUUCAUCACUGGGGAAUUGUUUGAUAACCUUGAACGAAACGAACUAUAUACCGAUACUUUCUACGCGUACAUUGGGGCCCUAUUAUCGGAAAAUUAUGCAAAUUCCGCCAGUAUCAAGAUUUGGUUAUCGAUAUUAUUCUCCAUAAAGGUUGGAGAUGGCAUCACCACCACUAUUCCCACGAUACCUUCAACAUUUCCGGAAAUCAGAGAAACCCGGACACAUACUAAUAAUAACCCCAGUUUCAAAAAGCGCGUCGAAUACUAUAAAUCCCAACUCCUAUUGAAAGGUCUAAAAACCACCAUGGCAUUGAAAACCACCACCCGUCCAUUCAAAGUCGUGUGCUUAAUUGGCGAGGAUGUCAUGACCACGGAUUUCGGCAACACCAUUGCCGAAGCAGAAAAUAAUUGUCUUCAUAGUUUAUUUGAUAAUCCUCAAAAAGUCGAUGGAUUAGUGAAGAAUUAUCAUUUACGGAAAUAUUCAGGUGGUGAUGAAAAAGAUGAUGAUGAUGAUGAUGAUGAUGAUAUAUUGGUGAAUGAAAAUAAUAAACGAAAGAAAACCCGUCCUUCAAAUAAUCUUGAUAGUGAUUCUAGUUCUGGAUCAUCAAAAAAUGGCGAUGAUAUGGACAUUAGGAUGUACAAUACCUCCAUCACCCCAACCGUCACUGAGUCGCAUUUAUCCCUGGAAGGAGGACAAACUGCUUCCACUGGAGUGUCAUUGGGAGAUGUUUAUGGAUUUGCCACAAUGCGUGGUGCUUCACCAUAUUAUGGGUACGAUGCUCCAGGAAUACUAUCAUCGACAAUACCCUCAGGAGUCCACCAAGGAAUGCCCCAGCAGUUCUUUGGUAAUACCGUUCCUCCUGCAAAUUAUCUCCAUAAUCCUCAAAAUAAUCCAAAUUAUCUCCACAAUCCCCAAAAUAAUCCGUACAACCAGUUCCAUCAUCAACAACAACAACCGGUCCCGCCUUCCAAACCAGAUCCCCACGAUACACCAAUCGAUCAUUCUGCGAAAAAUACUUUGUACGCAUUAGUGGGACAACAAAGAUUGGUGCCAGAAUACAAAUUCACCACUUUAAGUCAGAAGAAAACCGUGGCCAAAGUGUUUGUUGAUGGGGUAUUUUUAGGUCAAGGGAUUGAUAAUAAUAAAAAAUUGGCGAGUCAACGAGCGGCGAUGAUGGCGUUGGAAAACGUUAGUGUUUUGAGUGCUCUUGGAAUUGAUAAUAAUAAUAAUAAGAAGAAGAAGAAGUGA
Saccharomycopsis crataegensis is the source of this 1968-nucleotide messenger RNA. RefSeq lists its product as uncharacterized. The transcript has a single exon. The record is from RefSeq and is a predicted model, not a curated record. Bases 1 to 1968 code for a protein of 655 amino acids. Gene Ontology annotation, molecular function: ribonuclease III activity. Gene Ontology annotation, biological process: RNA processing. Lineage: Eukaryota; Fungi; Ascomycota; Saccharomycetes; Ascoideales; Saccharomycopsidaceae.